AUGUCCUCUUCCUCCAACACCACCUCCUACCUGCAGAUCAGCGUCGGUGGCCAAGUCCACAUCAUCCCAGCGAGUGUCCUCACCGAGGAGGGCACUCAGGCAGUCAUCAACAUGAUGGCUGCCAGGUCGCCGCCGCCCCAGCACCAGCAGCACCAGCACCAGCACCAGCACCAGCAGUACCAGCAGCAGCAGGACGACCAGCCGCUCGGCGACUGGGAGCUGGCCGCCAUGGCCGACGGCAGCUACAUCCAGCUGCCCGACGCCGGCAGCGGCCAGCCGCCCCACCCCACCGCCACCACCACCGCCGCCGCCGCCAGUCCCGCCGCUGCCCCCGCCAGUCCGCUGCCCGUCCCUGCCGCCGCUGCUCCCGCUGCCGCCGCUGCUCCAGCCGUCGCCGCCUCACCCACCACCACCACCACCACCACCGGCGGCUUCCCCGGCUACCGCUGGGCCGCCCAGACCGCGGCGCUGCGCCACUCGCCCCGGCGGCCGGCCGUGCAGUUCGCCCACGUCUACGGGUGGCUGUCGGCGCGGUGGCCGGCGCGCUUCCCCGCGGCGUCGUCGCCCGCCGGCGCGACGUGGAAGAGCGGGGUGAGGCAUGCAGUGCGGAAGCACUUCAAGAGGGUGAGUGUGGGUGAGGGAGAAGAAGGGAAGGGGGUCUGGUACGCGCCUGAUGUGGAGGAUUUGAUGGGGAGGGGGGAGGCGUUGAAGAUUGCGUGGGGGGAUGAGGGGAGGAGGAAGGGGGGGAGGAAGGGGAGGGGGAGGAGGGGGUGA
Messenger RNA from Diplodia corticola, 774 nucleotides. RefSeq lists its product as uncharacterized. Gene Ontology annotation, molecular function: sequence-specific DNA binding; DNA-binding transcription factor activity. Gene Ontology annotation, biological process: regulation of DNA-templated transcription. The record is from RefSeq and is a predicted model, not a curated record. Lineage: Eukaryota; Fungi; Ascomycota; Dothideomycetes; Botryosphaeriales; Botryosphaeriaceae. Bases 1 to 774 code for a protein of 257 amino acids. The transcript has a single exon.